Oryzias melastigma (Indian medaka) is the source of this 1269-nucleotide messenger RNA. RefSeq lists its product as uncharacterized. NCBI's taxonomy places the organism in Eukaryota, Metazoa, Chordata, Actinopteri, Beloniformes, Adrianichthyidae. The transcript has a single exon. Gene Ontology annotation, cellular component: cytoplasm. Gene Ontology annotation, molecular function: NAD+ poly-ADP-ribosyltransferase activity. The coding region runs from base 334 to 1233 and encodes 299 amino acids. The record is from RefSeq and is a predicted model, not a curated record.
CUUCAGCCAGAGAGCCACCAUGGAGAGCUAAAAGAGCCACAUGUGGCUCUAGAGCCGCAGGUUGCUGACCUCUGGGCUAGAAGAUGAGGCUCUACAAACUGGCAGGAGCUGCCACUCUCACAGGUGGAGGUGUUGUUAGGAUGAGAGGAAAACAUUCUGUAAAAAAGCAAAAAUUUUGUAUAAAGUAUAAAACUGCGAUCGGCUGCCUUUAGCUGGCAGGAUGCAGAACCCGAGUUUUUGUUUUUUCUUUGUGUUUUACUGUCGUUGAAAUGACGCUGAUGUUUUUGUGUUUUUCUGCAGUGAAGUCCUUGAACUAAUAAACUCGACACCAGCAUGCACAGAUAUAGGUGGGCUGAAGAUGAUCUCCUGCCUGACGGGGAUUUUCACCUCACUUCUAAAGAGCCCGAAAGUGGUCGUACCUACGUCAUGUACCACGGCACCACCUGGGAGAAUGCUGAGAGCAUCUGGGAGAACGGUUUUCGACAGUCUUCCAAAGGGAUGCUGGGUCCGGGAGUCUACCUCAGCAGGGACCUGGAGAAGGCCAGACGAUAUCCCAUUGAGCUGGAGGACGACGAGGACAGGGUCAUCAUCAAAGUGAAGGUCAACGUGGGACGUGUCAUCGCCAUCAGAUACCAGAACCACCCCCUGCAGAAGACCUGGAGCUCCCAGGGGUACGACAGCGCCUGGGUGCCGCCCAACUGCGGGAUGGUGAAGAGCGGCCUGGAGGAGAACUGCGUCUGGGAUCCUAGACGGAUCAAAGUCAUGAGACUCAUCAGUCCUCAGCUGCUGACUUCUUCUGCAGGCUCCUCUCCAGCCUCUUCUCAAGCUUCUUCUCCAGCUUCUUCUCCAGCUUCUUCUCCAGCCUCUUCUCCAGCCUCUUCUCCAGGCUCUUCCAGAGCUUCUUCUCCAGCCUUCUCUCCAGCUUCUUCACCAUCCUCCCUUUCCAGAUUCUUUCUGAGCUUCUUCUCCAUCCUCUCCAUCAUCCUCCUCUCGAGCUUCUUCUCCAUCCUGUUCUCCAUCCUCUUCAGCACCUUCUUCCCGAGCUUCUUCUCCAUCCGCUCCAUCAUCCUCCUCUCGAGCUUCUUCUCCAUCCUCUUCUCCAUCCUCUUCAUCAUCUUCUUCCAGAACUUCUUCUCCAUCCUCUUCAUCAUCCUCCUCUCGAGCUUGUUCUCCAUCCUCGUCUCCAUCCUCUUCAUCAUUCUCUUCCAGAGCUUCUUCUCCAUCUUCUUCUAAGUGAACCGAAUGUGCCCAGUCUGAAACAUCCUUAAA